Nannospalax galili (Upper Galilee mountains blind mole rat) is the source of this 828-nucleotide messenger RNA. It is a transcript of the gene Hikeshi, whose product is annotated as heat shock protein nuclear import factor hikeshi. Gene Ontology annotation, cellular component: cytosol; nucleus. The transcript has 5 exons. Gene Ontology annotation, biological process: protein import into nucleus. The coding region runs from base 210 to 803 and encodes 197 amino acids. The record is from RefSeq and is a predicted model, not a curated record. Gene Ontology annotation, molecular function: Hsp70 protein binding; nuclear import signal receptor activity. Lineage: Eukaryota; Metazoa; Chordata; Mammalia; Rodentia; Spalacidae.
AGAGGCGUGCUAGUUAGGAGACGGGGGGGUCAGAGGUUGUAGGGGAAGAAGGCGUUCCUGCGCUGGCCGGGUCGCUAUGUAGUGGAGGGGCAGAUUCCCUCCUGCAAAUUCUGGAAGGUUCUUGAGUUCGACUAGGAAAGUGGCCAAGGGAUUCCUGGUCUCCGGCCUGAGGUGCCCCCCGGCUGCGCGGAGGUGCCGCGGGCGCUGCCAUGUUUGGCUGCCUGGUGGCGGGGAGGCUGGUGCAGACGGCCCCACAGCAAGUGGCAGAGGAUAAAUUUGUUUUUGACUUGCCCGAUUAUGAAAAUAUUAACCAUGUUGUGGUUUUUAUGCUGGGAACAGUCCCAUUUCCUGAGGGAAUGGGAGGAUCUGUCUACUUUUCCUAUCCAGAUUCAAACGGAGUACCAGUAUGGCAGCUCCUAGGAUUUGUCACAAAUGGGAAACCAAGUGCCAUCUUCAAAAUAUCAGGUCUUAAAUCUGGAGAAGGAAGUCAACACCCAUUUGGAGCCAUGAAUAUUGUACGAACUCCCUCUGUUGCUCAGAUUGGAAUAUCAGUGGAAUUAUUGGAUAGCCUGGCUCAGCAGACUCCUGUCAGCAGUGCUGCAGUGUCCUCAGUGGACUCCUUCACUCAGUUUACACAAAAGAUGUUGGACAACUUCUACAAUUUUGCGUCAUCAUUUGCUGUCUCUCAGGCCCAGAUGACACCCAAUCCAUCUGAAAUGUUCAUUCCAGCAAAUGUGGUUCUGAAAUGGUAUGAAAACUUUCAAAGACGACUAGCACAGAACCCUCUCUUUUGGAAAACAUAAAUUGAAUAAAAUAACUUUUAAUGGA